AUGUCUAGUGAAAGUGUGAUCGUUGGAGAACAGAUACCAUUGUCAUUGAAUGAAAACGCUCGACAUAUAAACUGGACAGUAAUUGUAGUCACAGCAUCAGAUCAAGAAAGUGCUUAUGCAUUUGAUUUUAUUCUACGACAACGACAACGUUAUGGAUUAAUAGAUAAAUCAACUAUUAUACUCACUGUGAAUGAUCCACAAGAAAAACUCGGCAGUGGUGGAGCAACAUUGAAUGCACUCUUAGUUGCUACAGAAAUCUUGAGUGCUAAGGCUGGCUACUCUCUUAUCAAUACAAGUGUCUUACAUUCCGCACAUAUAUUAAUUCUUCAUACAGGUCGUAUAUUUCCAUAUGAUGCGUGUCAUCGUUCAUUAGCAACAUUACCUGCUCGUUUUGGACCGAAUCGUCCAUGGCUUUUAACCAAUUUAGAUUUACUUAUACAUGAUUUUAAUAAUCUUAUUGCUUCAAGCAAAUUGCCUUAUGGUGUUUGGAUUAGUAGUACUGAUGCAUUUGUAACAUUGCCGAAAAAUGGUAUUGAAGUUCCAUUUGAUAGUGACAUUCAUGCAUUAGCAACGUUAGAAGAUGUUCAAUAUGCCGCCGGGCAUGGUGUUUACAUUAUUAAUAAAGAAAAAAAUAUUGUUACAAAUAUUUUAUAUCGUGCCUCGAUUGAUGAAUUAAAUAAACAUACAAACAAUGAUCACAAAGUGCCAACUGUAGAUUUUCAUGCUAGUCCACCGCUUGAUAGUUGUACUUACGAAGGUAUUGAUAGUGGAUCACAACCGAGUAAACUAUCACUCUAUUUUGAUUUUCUACUUGCUACUUGUACUGAUAUUUCAUUCGAUGAAUAUUUAUCAUCACAUUAUCGAAAUUAUACAAAUGAUUUAAUAAAACAAUCAGAAAUUUUUCUAUGGAAUCAAUUAAAUGGAAAAACAAAAUUUACAUGUGGUAUUCUUCCGAAUAGCUGCCAUUUUCAAUACAUCGAUACACAAUGGCCUUAUUUAAAUAAAUAUAAUAUUCAUUCUCAACGUGAAGAUAUUCAAUGGUCAUCAAUUCAACAUUCAAUUAUUGAUAACAAACAAAUACAAACACAAAAUUUAUCAAUUAUAAAUAGUAUUGUUUAUAAUGAAUGUAAUUUAGGUGAAAAUAUAUCAAUACAUAAUUCUAUUGUUGGAAAUCGUGUUACACUAGGAGAUAAUUGUUGUAUUCUAUCAGUUGAUUUCUCUAAAGAAGAUUUUCAUUUAACACUUCCAUCUGAUGUUAUUAUUCAACGUAUUAUAUUAUCAUUACAAAGAACAAGUGACACAUCAAAUAAUCAAUUAGAUGUUUAUACAAUGAUUGGAAUUCAUGAUGAUGUGAAUCGAGUAUUUACGGAUAAAAAUUUUACUAUAUUAAAUAUGUCAUGGAAUCAAUUUCAAAGACAAACUGGUAUUGAUAUUUGGGAUUUAUGGCCAGAUUUACAGAAUGAUCCCGAAAAAAGAACAUUAGCAAAUGCUCAUUUUUAUCCAGUAUUACAUUUUAAUAAUAUUUCAUCAUUAAAUGAUGAUUUACUUUGGCUUUUUAAUCCAUCCAAUGAAUUACGACAACAAUGGAAAUCAUCAUGGCGUUUAUCACUUAAUGAUAUAUUAAUUCGAGCUGAUCUCUAUAAAGAAAUAAUUCGUCGUCAAGAUUUAUUUCAUAGAAUAUCUCGACUAAAAAUUCUUGAUUUAUUAUUUCUUCAUGGAAGCAAACAAAAAGUUGAUGAUUCAUAUUUAGCAUUAUUAAAACAAACUAUUGCUGAUGGACAUAGUAAAGAAAUACUUGAUGCAUUUGAUCGUGCAUGUUUAACUAAUUAUAAUAAAUUACAAACAUUAUCUUGCCUUUUUUCAGCUAUUGCUAAUACAUUAGCUGAAUUAGCUGGUGGAGAUCGUGCUGGUGUUCGUUCUGGACCGUAUCUUAAUCGUGAAUGGCAAUAUGCAUUAUCAAUGUUCGAAGAAGGAAAAUAUCUUUUAAGUAUUCAACAUUUAAUUAAACAAAGACAAUUAUGGAUGGAUAGAUCUGAUCUUUUAAUACGAGCUGCUCGUCAUUAUGAUGGUGCCACACAAACAUUGAUUAAACAAGGUGUGUUAACUUGUCGAUCGAAAUGUUCUAUUGAUAAUACUAAUAAAUCAAUUUUAUCACAGCCAAAACAUCGACAAGUUACAGUAGAAUGUCCUGUUCGUCUUGAUUUAUCUGGUGGAUGGACUGAUACACCUCCAAUUUGUUAUGAACAUGGUGGUAGUGUAUUAAAUGUUGCUAUUACAAUAAAUGAACAACGACCUAUAGGUGCUCGUGCACGUCUCGUUGAAUCAACAUCAGUGUCAUUUGUUACAUUUAUUGUCAAAGGUGAACAUGAAAAAGAUGAUAAGACGUAUGAAUUACAUCAAUUAAUACAAUUUACAGAUUAUAAUCAACCACAACGUCCGUGUGCAUUAUUAAAAACAUGUUGUAUUUUUACGGGUAUUAUUGAUAUAAAUGCAACACAAGAAAUGACAUUAAAUGAACAAUUGAAAAAGAAUUUAUUUGGUUAUAGUUUAAUACUUGAAGCAUGGUCAAAUGUACCUGUUGGUUCAGGUCUUGGAACAAGUUCAAUAUUAGCUGGAGCAAUUUUACUUGCAUUAUGGCAUCUUAUUGGUAUUGAAAAUAUUACAGAUAGUAUGAUUAUUCAUGGUGUUUUGGUUGUUGAACAAAUGAUGACAACAGGUGGUGGUUGGCAAGAUCAAAUUGGAGGUUUAUUACCAGCAUUUAAAUUAGGAACAUCUAAUGCUCAAUUACCACUUGAAGUUAAUUGGCGUCAACUUAAUGUUAAAGAUACUAAUAAUAAUAAUACUAAAUUUUGGGAUGAUUUCGAUGAACGAUUAAUACUAGUUUAUACAGGUCAAACACGUUUAGCACGAAAUCUUUUACAAUCAGUUUUACGUAAUUGGUAUUCAGGUAUAAUAAGUCAAUUAUUUGAUGAACUUGAAGAAAAUGCUAUACAAGCAGCUGAAGCUGUUGAACAAGGAAAUUUAUUAAAGUUGGGUGAAUGCAUGUCAAUGUAUUGGUCACAAAAAUUACGUGUUGCACCAGGUUCUGAACCAGAAACAUGUCGUCGAUUAAUUGAUCUUCUAACGCCAUAUAUAUAUGGUGUUACAUUGGCUGGUGCUGGUGGUGGUGGAUUUCUUGCUGCUCUUGCUAAAACAUCAGAUGAUGCUCGAAAAUGUCGAGAAUUAAUAAAUCAAGAAAACAUUCCCAAUGUAUCUCUUUUUUCGGCUCAAAUUGAUCGACAUGGGCCAGUUAUUUCAUUUUCGUGA
Messenger RNA from Rotaria sp. Silwood1, 3306 nucleotides. The record is from the annotation of a GenBank genome assembly. Lineage: Eukaryota; Metazoa; Rotifera; Eurotatoria; Philodinida; Philodinidae.